AUAUGUUUUGCCAAAAGAGGCGUAACAGUCGCGACAACGAGGUCGCUACAAUACCAAAAUGUAACAUAUAGUAUACAAAUGGUGGUACUGAAUGUUAUCAUGGGUUGUUCGAAUGUUUGAUAGUACAUAUGAUUUCAAUAAGUUUUUCACGAUUAUAAAAUUAUAAAUAAUGGCCGAAAAGGAAAGUGAUAGUACGACAAGUGAAGUUGUGAAAACCGAAGAUUUAACUGAUAACACAGGAAAUGAAGAAGCACCAACAAGUUUGGAAACUAUAGCACAAGAUACUAAUACUACUCGAAAUGGUGGUCCUCCAGUUACUUCAAAGGACAAAGAGAAAAUUGAUAUCUUAUUAAAAGCAACUGGCAACGCACCUAUCAUGAAACAGAAAAAAUGGUCCGUUAAUCAGGAUAAUCAAAUUGGAAAGAUUUCAGAUUUUAUAAGGAAGUAUCUCAAAUUAGAAUCCUCUGAAAGAUUAUUUCUUUAUGUAAAUCAAACUUUUGCACCAGCACCAGAUCAAACAGUAAAAAAUUUAUACGAUUGUUACGGUGCUGAUGGGAAAUUAAUCAUUCAUUAUUGCAAAAGUCCAGCAUGGGGUUAACUGUGAUCAUUCUUUGAUGCUUAAGCAUCGUAUGGUAUCAUUUUAUUAACGAGACGCACGGCGUUGGCUAGACGAAGCAGAUUUCGCUGUUUCAAUUGGCUUUACCGAGCUACGUUUUGUACUAAGCAAUGAUUUCGUUUCCGUAAUAUUUUUCGCGCAAUGACAACCACCCGAAGAUACUUCAAUUGGAUUUUGUACCUUUAAAGAUUUUACCUGCAAUAUGGGAUACUUGUUAAGUCGUAUAUCAGACGGAACGAUCGUUGUGCUUAGAUAAAAUCAAAUUCGACGUUUCAAUAGAAUCAAUUGCUUUUUAUACCAACCGACGUUGUAUCCUUGUCUUUGAUGCACGAGCAAACUGGUGAAGGUAUACCAGCUGGAUCACGUGUACAUGGCUGUGGCUGAUCAUCGCCUGUGAUACAUUGAAUUUGAUAAAAUUAUUUAUUCACGAAGAAUUCCUCUGGCUUAACAGUUGCUGUACGUGCAGUCGAUGAUUUUGAUUUGACGGAUGGCGUUUUCACACGUGCCAUUGUAAAUGGGGAUUUCCAAAUGAUGAUAGCACCAUCGGCGCUCACCGAUACCAUAUGUUCGCCGUUGGGGCUAAAUUUACAUGAUGUUAUUAUCGCUGCAUGACCUAUGCCAAUAUGCGUGACAUUGGCCGUAUGAUAUUCCCAGAGCUUAACAAUGCAAUCGUUCGAGCCGGUGACGAAGUAUUGUCCAUCAGGACUAAUGUCUAUGCAAUUCAAUGAUCCUGAGGUAGAGCCCUCGAUUUCACGAACCAACGAAGCAUCCCACGUUUCCCAAUAGCCAAUCUUACGAUCUGUACCGCAAGUUAAGAUUUGUAUGCUAUUGGGACUGAAGCAUGCGGCCAUAUACAUCGUAUUACCCAUUAAAACCUGCUUCCUCGCGCAACGUCUGUUGAUUAACAAUUGUCAAUCAAUUUGUCGCAUCUCUCGAUAAAAAAUGUAAUAAUGUAAAUAGUUAAUCAAUACUUACAUUACGUCCCAUAUUAUACAAGUACCAUCCGUACUCGAACUAAUCAAAUCCUCGUUAUUAGAGGAUAUACACAAUGAUGUUACGGGUCCUCUAUGUUCUUUCAAAAUUGAGACAAGUCGUUGUACAUCAGGUUUUAUGUCCCAUAUACGCACCUACAAAUGAUGACAUAUUGAUCAUAUCGAAAAAGUUUAAAGAAGAAGAAAAAGAAGAAUGAGAAUGAAACAAGAAUAUGAUGAAUGUAUAAAAUAUAAAUGACCUGUCCAUCGCAACCCCCGCUGAUUAAUCUUUUCCCGUCUGCCGUUAUCACGACUGCCGAUACAGCUUUUAUAUGAGCAUUAUGGAUAGUGAAGAUAAGUUUACCUCUUUGCGGUGUAAACGCUCUUACAAUACCAUCAUUCCAUGCUGCAAUGUUCAAUAAAUAGAAGAAAACUAUUGUUAAUUAGAAAA
Molecule: messenger RNA, 2038 nt
Organism: Vespa mandarinia (Asian giant hornet)
Lineage: Eukaryota; Metazoa; Arthropoda; Insecta; Hymenoptera; Vespidae
Gene: Atg12
Product: Autophagy-related 12
Biological process (GO): autophagy of mitochondrion; piecemeal microautophagy of the nucleus; protein lipidation involved in autophagosome assembly
Cellular component (GO): autophagosome membrane; Atg12-Atg5-Atg16 complex; phagophore assembly site membrane
Molecular function (GO): Atg8-family ligase activity
Source: RefSeq, a predicted model, not a curated record